Molecule: messenger RNA, 516 nt
Organism: Cylicostephanus goldi
Lineage: Eukaryota; Metazoa; Nematoda; Chromadorea; Rhabditida; Strongylidae
Source: the annotation of a GenBank genome assembly
CCCGUUCUUGUCGAGCCCGAUGCAGAUUUAGAUGAUGCAGCCAAGAAGAUCGUCUUUUCAAAAACCCUAAACUGCGGGCAGAUCUGUUUAUCAUCAGAUUACGUAAGUCAAGACAUUCCAUCAUGUGAACUGCUUAUCUCCGCUGUCCUUACCACAGAGGAGGUGAAGCCAAAGCUGGUAGAUGCUUUGGCCAAAGUAUUCAAAUCUAUGGAGCCAUUGGAGGAGAACAAGAACUUCUCUCGUAUUGUCAAUGAAAAACAUUUUGAUCGACUCAAUUCUCUGCUAUCCAACACGAAAGGACGCAUCGCUUAUAAAGCUAAUGGCCAGCCGGAUCGUAAAGAUAGAUUUAUACCCCCUCAUGUGGUCGAAAUUGACAAAGACGACGAAUUCUUGAAGGAAGAGAUUUUCGGUCCCUUCUUGCCAAUCUUAACUGUAAAGUCCUUUGACGAAGCAGUUGAAUUCGUAAAAGAUCAUGAAAAACCACUUGGCGCUUAUCUGUUCACCAAGGAUGCGGAA